UCAAAAUAAUAUAUUAUUAAUCUAAUAAAUACAAAUACUAUUAUUAGUAUACUGUUAACAAUAUACAGAAGAAGAAGAAGAAGGAAGAGGAGUGUAAAGGGGUGCUGACUGAGAAAAGAGGAAGCGGCAGCGGUAACGGCAACGGCGAGUGACGAUAGAGGCAGCGGCGAGCAGCGGCAACGGGAGCGGCGAGCAACGGGAGCGGUGAGCGGUGAGCAACGACAACGACAGCGGUAGCGAGCAGCGACAGCGGCGAGCAGCGGGAGCGGGAGCGGCAACGAACAAGGUUAGGGUUGGGCAGCGGGAGCGGCAACGAACAAGGUUAGGGUUGGGCAGCGACAGCUAAUAUCGGUAGUUCGGUCGCCUGGUUUAACCCAGGCGCUCGCCCGAAGCGCUCAGCGCCUGGGCUCGAGCGAGCGCCCAGGCGGCGCCUCUUUGAAGCGCGUCGCCUAGAAGUGAAGCGAGGCUCUCAAGUGAGGCGAGGCACCGCCUGGAAGUGAAGCGAGGCGCUCGAGCCUCGCCUCACCUCGCCCGAGUGCCUAAGCGAGCGCCCAAACGCCUAUUGAAAUCACUGCCAAGAACUCACCUAAGAACCUUUCUUUAGGUCUUAUAGAUCAUUUACUUAUGCCUAAUAGGACUACAAUGUGUUCUCUAGUGAUAAACUUCAUACAUUAGUUAGAUAAGUAUAAUAUCUUUAUGCAAAUAAUAUAUUAUAAAAUUAUGACAAAGUUUGAAAUAUAAUAUAAUAAUUGAUAAAUAUAUAUAUAGUCAUUUUUAAAGCAUUCCUUGGGAAUAUUGAUUCUCAUCGAUGGUUGAACUUGAAUCUGUUUGAGUAUUUUCUUGUCUUCUGUUGUGAAGUCUGGGUGUUAGCCAAGCACAAGUACAAACAUCUUUCUUAUCAACUGAAAGUGUUAAAUGUGAAUGCAAGUUAUGCACUAAAGUGGUAAACAUCAAGAUAUGGUUCUUUAUGAUCAUUGUCCAUGAGACAUGUAUGCAAAGUAUAUUUUGCUAGAGUGAUAUCAUGAAUUCAUGUUGGAUGCACAGUUUUCUUUUGUUGGCUUUAGUGUAUUUAUAAUACAAUUAGUUGUACUUGUCUGAGGUGCAUCUAAUAAUACGUCUGUUGGAGUUAUUCUACUGAUUUCCAUUUCGAGACCAUCACAUAGGUACGGGAAAGUUGCAUGUGUGCCAGAAGGCAGUAGAUCAAUGCUUAUGAAUCCAGGUGAGAGUUUCACUAUACAAUACAUUUUGUAGGUAAAGAACAUGGUUUUUUGGUAUUAAUUGGAUCCAUUUGAUUUGUUGAUUGCUUCAAACUUUGUGUGCGUGACCUUUGUUGACAGGUACGAUAAUAUUAAAUCCACUGCUCACAAUGUGUUUUUACUCAGUAGCAAAGGGUGACUAUAACUAUGUAUUCCAAGAACACAGCAACACCAUGAUACAUCUUUCAGAAAAAGUUUUAAAGAUUUGUGUACUUUGCUGCAAGAUGACAGAUUAGCUGAAACAAAAUGGCUUAGAGAACUCACAACUGUUAGCAGCAGGGGAAGAAGUGUUAAGUGGAUUGGACUUAAGAUGCACAGUUCUCAAUCUUUUGUUAGGGUAAACAAGAUUUAUACCCAAAGAAAGAUUUCUAGCUGUACUCUUAGAGAGGAUGGGAAGCACACACCCAAAGGAUAAGAAGCUUUUGAAUGGAAAUAAGAAUGUCAUCCAAAGCGAUCUCUAGAUCAACCUUUAUUGUACUGCCCGAGUCAAUAUGGUAUGGGUGAUACGCAUUGGUCUAACUGGCAAUUAAGAUGUGGAUCGUUCGAGUCCUUGUCGGCAUGCUCUAACAUAUUGUGUCGGUAUAUCGGUAUAUAUUGGUAUGUAUCGAUUCGAUAAAUCUUGGAGAUGGGUCUAGCCCAUGAAAUGAUGAACCUUGAUUGAGAUUUUAUGAUUUUGUUAUUGUUGUCAAAUAAUAUCUUUGUUCGUUGUCCACCUACUUAGUUUUGAAUUCAUGAUUCAAUCCAUCAAAUUGACCUGGCUCAACCAUCUUGACUUAACCUCGGGCCAAGCUAUCGGAUCAGGUCCGAAUCAGCAGCCCAAUCUAUUUGUAGGCCUUACAGCAUUGAUUCUUCGUCCAUCUCCUUAGAUCCAAUAUGCUGAAAGGCACAUGCAAGAGCAUCAAGAACAACUAUACAUGCGAAUGCUGCACCCAACUAAGAUGGAUUGGGCAAUCAAGUGUUAUUGGAAUGCGCAUUCAGUGGGAGGGCAGAAGAAGAAGCUGACUUUUCCUCAAGCUGGACCAGAAUCUAACUGGGAAAGACAUGGCCAUACAACAAAGACAUGUAGUAGUACUGUGGCAUCUGCUUGUCCCAAAAGCCAUUCUUUCCAAUGCCAAAGUGCGACAACAAAGUCAAAAAAGGUGAUUUUGAAUGCUCUGGAGCUUUAGGCGCAUCUGAUACGAACGCACUCAAUCAAGAAUUACUGUCAUAUGUCAUCAUCCAGGAGAGAGAGAGAGAGAGAAUUAUAUGGUGCUAAUUUAACCGAACCGUUGGUAUGGGAUAUCAUUGGCACUACAGACACACGUCAAUGCUACGAUACGUGGAGCACUACAGACAUCUUGUUAAACACCACAAACUUAGUCUGAAGCUAAACCACAGAGAUCAUCAUGUGUGUGUCUCACAAAGAGAGAGAGAGAGAGAGUAAUUUGGGGCACGUAAUUCUCCGCAAAAGCAGCGCUGGUGACUUCUAUAAUUUGGUUGCUUAGACCGAAUCCAUACAUGCCGAGCCUCUAGAUAAAGACCAGGAAAACAAGAAACACAACAAAAGCAGUGUGUCAAAGGAGAGAAGCAUUGAAAGCAGCCGUGAUCUACGUUCUCCUUCAAGGGUGUGUGCAGAAGAUAGAUCGGAGGACCGAAGAGAAGGUGGUGGACACGCAGCUUGUUCAGGUCUGAUGGCCAGAGACAAUAAUGGGUCUCCCAAGAUCCAUCAGCUGGAUUCGAACAGAUGGAGCGUCACCUACGUCUUGGUCGUCGUUGGUCUCUGCAUCACGUUCUACAUCCUCGGAGCUUGGCAGAACACCACUCCGCCCACCCUCGACCCCACCUCCAACCUGGCCACCAAUGCCGGAUGCGACUGUCCCUGUCUGCGCCCCGGUGGCUCGUCAUCCACCAAUGCGGUUCUCGAUUUCGACGCUCACCACGAGUCGAACCUCAACGUGACGCCGGCGACGAACGACAAGUUUCCGCCUUGUGACCUAAACUUCAGCGAGUACACGCCUUGCCACGAUCGAACCAGGGGAAGGAGGUUCGAGAGGGCGAUGCUGGUGUACCGGGAGCGGCACUGCCCCGGCAACGACGAGCUCAUCCGGUGUCUCAUCCCUGCUCCGCCCAAGUACAAGACGCCAUUCAAGUGGCCGCAGAGCAGAGACUACGCCUGGUACGACAACAUCCCGCACAAGGAGCUCAGCAUCGAGAAGGCUGUGCAGAACUGGAUCCAGGUGGACGGCGACCGGUUCAGGUUCCCCGGCGGCGGCACCAUGUUCCCACGCGGUGCCGACGCUUACAUCGACGACAUAAAUGCGCUCAUCUCCCUGACCGACGGCAGCAUCAGGACCGCCAUCGACACGGGUUGCGGAGUCGCCAGUUGGGGUGCAUAUCUUUUGAGGAGGGACAUCGUGACGAUGUCGUUCGCCCCGAGAGACACACAUGAAGCGCAGGUGCAGUUCGCUCUGGAGCGCGGAGUUCCGGCCAUGAUCGGAGUUAUGGCCACGCAGAGGCUGCCGUAUCCCGCUCGAGCUUUCGACAUGGCUCACUGUUCCCGGUGUCUGAUUCCUUGGCACGCUUUCGAUGGUCUGUAUCUGAUCGAGGUGGAUCGAGUUCUAAGACCAGGAGGGUUCUGGAUUCUGUCCGGUCCUCCAAUCCACUGGAAGAAGUACUAUCAAGGCUGGGAAAGAACUCAAGAAGACCUCAAGAACGAGCAGGACUCGAUCGAGGAAGUCGCGAAGCGGCUGUGCUGGAAGAAAUAUAUCGAGAAGGAGGAUCUCGCGAUCUGGCAGAAGCCAUUCAACCACAUGGAAUGCAUCGAAAGCCGAAAGAUCUACGAGACGACGCCCCAGAUUUGCAAGAAGGACAACGCCGAUGCUGGCUGGUACAAGAAGAUGGAGGCCUGCAUAACCCCAUUGCCGGAGGUGAGCAGCCCAGAUGAAGUCGCAGGCGAGGUGCUCGAGAAAUGGCCCGAGAGGGCAUUCGCCGUCCCGCCGAGAAUAAGCAGGGGCACAAUCCCCGGGCUGGACUCCAGGAAAUUCGAAGAAGACAACGCGAUGUGGAAGGAGCGGGUGACACACUACAAGAAGAUCAUCCUGCCGUUGCCCAAAGGGCGGUACCGGAAUGUGAUGGACAUGAACGCCAACUUGGGUGGAUUCGCGGCGGCUCUGGUGAAGUAUCCCGUGUGGGUGAUGAACGUGGUGCCUGCAAGCUCCAACCAAGACACCCUCGGCGUCAUCUACGAGCGGGGAUUCAUCGGAACGUAUCAGGACUGGUGUGAGGCCUUCUCCACUUAUCCUCGGACGUACGACCUCAUCCACGCCGACGGUGUCUUCAGCAUCUAUCAGGACAGGUGUGACAUUACCUACAUCCUCCUGGAGAUGGACAGGAUACUGAGGCCGGAGGGGACGGUGAUCGUUCGCGACACGGUGGAGGUGCUCACCAAGGUGCAGGCGAUCACAGAUGGGAUGAGAUGGAACAACCAGAUCAUCGACCAUGAAAGCGGACCUUUCAACCCGGAGAAGAUACUGGUGGCGGUCAAGACUUACUGGACUGCUGACCCCUCCACGCAGCAGUAGCUGCCGAGAGAUCUUUCCUUUGUCGCUCUGUUUUUUUUUUGUAUGCUCUAAUUUGUAUUUUAGGUUGUGCGCUCUUUGGACUGCAUCUCAAUUUUGCUCACCGGAGACUCUUUGAGAUGGUCGGUGUUAGGUAGAGAAGAAGUGCAGGGUUAUGCAAGUCACAAUCAGAAUGGUUGUGUAAACUAUAUUCCUACUGAAUGUUGGAGUUGCCAUUAUAGAACAACCAGUGUGGGUGUGGAUUCUGCUUUAAUUAUAAGAUUUGAUAUAUUUUUUUA
Messenger RNA from Musa acuminata AAA Group (dessert banana), 5091 nucleotides. RefSeq names its product probable methyltransferase PMT17. Gene Ontology annotation, cellular component: trans-Golgi network; cytoplasm; endosome. NCBI's taxonomy places the organism in Eukaryota, Viridiplantae, Streptophyta, Magnoliopsida, Zingiberales, Musaceae. Gene Ontology annotation, molecular function: methyltransferase activity. The transcript is spliced from 7 exons. The record is from RefSeq and is a predicted model, not a curated record. The coding region runs from base 2927 to 4816 and encodes 629 amino acids.